This is a messenger RNA of Neodiprion fabricii, 1350 nucleotides long. RefSeq names its product circadian clock-controlled protein daywake-like. Bases 150 to 908 code for a protein of 252 amino acids. Lineage: Eukaryota; Metazoa; Arthropoda; Insecta; Hymenoptera; Diprionidae. The transcript is spliced from 3 exons. The record is from RefSeq and is a predicted model, not a curated record.
UCCCGAACUAUCGUGGCAAUCGUCAGUACGCACUGAUCAAGAACCGAGAAGUUUCUUCGCAAAGCUUCGGUUCGAUUUCACUAUUCUUCCGGCCAUUGAUACCAUCAGAGAAAAAAACUUUGUUCCUUCGUUCUGCUUCAUCGUUGAACAUGACACUUUUAACGACAGUUGGAGUGCUCAUGGUGCUGGCAUCAGCAUCUUCGACUGCCGCUAUUCCAAAAUUCAUCACCACCUGUAACCGGAAGGACCCCGACAUGCCGAAUUGUGUAAUCGGCAUCGUAACCCGUCUUCGGCCGUAUCUGGCGGCAGGAAUUCCGGAGUUUCGGAUCCCCCCUCUGGAACCGUUGCACCUGAGGGAGCUGGUAGCUGUCGAAGGACCGGGAAUCAAAAUUUCUGCCAAAGAAAUUGACACCUAUGGCUGUAGUGAUUUCACAAUCAAGAGACUAAAACUCGACAUGGACAAUUUGUACGCCGAAGCAGACGUUGACCUUCCGCAUCUUUUCAUGGAUGGUCUUUACUCCGUCGAAGGCAGGGUAUUAACUAUUCCCGUCACUGCAAGGGGCACGCUGCGAGGUAAUUUCACCAAAUGCAUAGGGUACCUCAAAAUGCGGGGAGAAUUUGUGAAGGACGAAAUGGGCGAGGACCAUCUCCACUGCACGUAUUUCGACGUAAAGAUAUCCGUGGGCAACGGCCAUCUCCGUCUAGAAAAUCUAUUCGGGACCGAGGAGCUGCUUGGCGACCUGGUCAAUCAAGUGAUAAACAGUAAUUUUGACACUAUAAUGAACGAAUUGACACCAGCGAUAGAAAAAACUUUGUCCGCAGCUUUUAAAAGAACGGCGAAUAAUAUCGUCGAACCUUUCACCUACCGGCAAUUAUUCCCCGAUGGUGAAAGGGACACGUCAGGAUAGUUUACACGACAUGAAAUUCCAAAAUGAGUCUCACUGUCUACGGGAUCAAUUGAAAAAUUGAGACGGAAAAUCUAAAUAUACCAAAAAUUAUUUGUGUAUUAUGUAUGCGAUAGAAUUACUCAAUAAACGAUUAAUAAAUUUUUUUUUGUGGAAAGAUCACCUCACUAGAUUAGAAAAAGGGAGCUCAGGUUAUUCAGAGAUAUUGAUUUUUGAUUAGAUACAGUACCUGUAUAAUAUAAGAUAUUCAAAAAUAAUUGUCAUAUUUUCGGAGAUUCAACUAUUUAAUACACAGCAUUUAUAUUGUACUCCUCAAAGAAUUGAUUUUCAUUAUCCUUUAUUUUAAAACAAGUUUUGUAACAAAUAUUGUAAUGAAUCAUUGAAUGUACGAAUAAAUAAUAAUAGUCGUGAAUUUUACGGGAGACGUAGAGCGAGUUUCAAGGUA